Camponotus floridanus (Florida carpenter ant) is the source of this 1918-nucleotide messenger RNA. It is a transcript of the gene Rip11, whose product is annotated as rab11 family-interacting protein 2. The record is from RefSeq and is a predicted model, not a curated record. Gene Ontology annotation, cellular component: intracellular membrane-bounded organelle. Gene Ontology annotation, biological process: regulated exocytosis. Lineage: Eukaryota; Metazoa; Arthropoda; Insecta; Hymenoptera; Formicidae. Gene Ontology annotation, molecular function: small GTPase binding. The transcript has 7 exons. The coding region runs from base 252 to 1868 and encodes 538 amino acids.
CGUGAUUUUCGGUUUGGAGCGCGGAGUCGGAUGGCCGCGAGCGAGUGAGGAGGUUGACGGUGCGUGAGUCUCUGGUUCGUGCGAUGCGUGAGCGUUAGUUGGUGACGCGUCGCGCGUCCCGAUCACCUGUCGUUGCGUACAUUGUGCGACACGAACAAAGACGACAACAACGACAAAGUGCUACGCAAAUUCCAAUCGAGUGAGUCCCAAGGAACGGAUAACGCGCGUGCGUAACCGAGCCAGCUUCCGAGAUGUGGAGCCCGACACACGUUCAAGUGACAGUUCAGAGGGCCAAGGACUUAUUGACCAAAGGAAAACACAAGACCAACGACUGCUUCGUAACAAUCGCCCUCGGUAAGGAAAAGUACCAGACGUCAGUGAAGGAGAAGGCUACCAAGGACGUGGAAUGGCACGAGGAAUGCGAGCUACUCAUACCAGCGCAAGGAAAUACCGCCGAGAUCGUCCUCACUGCCCUGCAUCGCAAUUUCCUGGGUGUCGACGAGUUCCUCGGCACCGUCAGCGUACCGCUUUCGAGCUUCGACGUAUACGAGAGGCCCAAGAACAGAUGGUACACCCUUAAUAGCAAACCAGGCAAAGAGAACACGAAGGAAAGAGGCGAGCUCGAGGUGAAGAUCGGCUUUAUUGUGAAAGCUGGAAGUCUAACUGAUCUAAGCAAAAAGGAACGUCACAAAAGUUCCUUAGGUCAGUUGUCUACAGCUGCACAAUCAAUCGGCGGUAGUUUGCUCAGUAUCGGUAGUCUCGAAAAACGUAAAGGACUCAAGAAACUGGCCAAGUCGAUUGGAAACAAAGUCAAAGGAAAAAGCAAAAAUCGACUCGAUGAAAACAAUUUAGAUGAGAAGGAAGAGCACCAGUUCAGAAUCACACGUCAGGAACCGGGUGAAGCUGAUCCUGGUGUCAUUAGCGAAGACGAGGACGAAUUUACGUUUGACGAUCUAUCUCAUAAGAGUUCGGCCUCGUCAUUGAAUGCACCUACAUCGGGCUCGAAUAAUGGCAACAAUGGAAUUCCAAAUGGUUCGCAGAGCAAUGUUUCCAGUGAGUUGCAUGUUCCACCGGCGCCAAUUAACGCCGCGCCAAACAAACCUCCACGAUUUGCUAUGAGCGCGUCUACUACGAAUCUGUCAAAGGUCGACAAUUUAACAAAAGACGACGAGUGGGGCUUGAAGCUUUAUGGCAAGCAGGCAAGCAGCGUACCUAAAAGAUGGGAAACCAAACCUAAGAUUGUAGUAGACGAAUCGCAGGAUAACAAACGCGAUGCGUCGCCCAUUCGUUCGUCAUCACCGGUCGCAUUGCGAUUAAGAGAUCCUCCAGAACCGUUAAGUCCGGCACCAAGAGAGAUCCUUCAUCCAAAGAAUAAAGACGAGAAGUUCAUCAGCAGAGAAAAACUCGUCGCGAGCAGAGAGAAGCUCACUGCGAGCAAGGAGAAGCUUACAAAGGAGGACAAGCUAAAAGACAAAAAAGACGACAAACAUGGUCCGCGUAGUCCCAAUGAAGAGAAACAUGUAAAGAAAGAUAAGAAAAAAGACAAAGAGAAUAAGUUUAAUGCUAAUGACGAGAAUCAUCAUCUGUCUUCCGAAAGAAUUAUCAUCGGCGGCGAGGAUGCGGUUAAGAAUGCCGCAAAUUCUAAGAGUCGCCUACCACAUGAGGUUCUUAAUCAGUUCGAAGGAAAAUCAAGAGAAGAUAUAAUAGAACUGGCAUUACAAUUGCAAGGACAAAUCACGGAGAAGAACAAGAGACUCACCGAUCUAGAGGAUUAUAUCGAUGCGCUGCUAUUACGCGUAAUCGAAUGUUCGCCGCGAUUACUUCAAAAUCCUUAUCAGAGGCGACUAUCAUCCCCUGGGAAUCAAUAAAUCAUUAAUCCUUGAUGAUAAAGCUUUUCUGUUUUCAUUUUGGGAUUUUG